Molecule: messenger RNA, 501 nt
Organism: Tetrahymena thermophila SB210
Lineage: Eukaryota; Ciliophora; Oligohymenophorea; Hymenostomatida; Tetrahymenidae
Exons: 5
Source: RefSeq, a predicted model, not a curated record
AUGAACAAGGUUUCACUCUAAGACAAUAUGGAAAAAUAAAGAAAAAGAUUAGAAGAUCAGCUUGAGGAAAUUGAGUAAAUGAAAGACGAAUUGGACAAGGAUGAAUAUGAAUAAUUGAAAAAAGAAACUUUAGAGCAACUAGAAACUUUCAAUAAAGGUUUGAAAGAAUCUGAAGGAAGUAAGAAAGUAGAAUUAAAAGAAAGUAAAAUAUAAGGUAUUCUAAAUGCUCAAGUUUAGUAGGAAGCAGCUGCUAUCAGAGUUAAGAUCCAAAAAAUUGAAUAAGCAUAUCACCUAAAAUAAGUUAAUUUAGAAUAGCUCACUAAGGAAAAGCUAAAUCUUAUUAACUAAAUGAGCAGCGAGCUAAAAGUUCCACUUACAUAAGACGAACAGAAAUUUCAACAUGAACACACUGGAAAGGGCAAUUUCAUCUCUCAAAAACAGGAAAUAAAAGGAGAUAAGCUAAUUUCAGAAGCAAAUGAUUAAAUUUAAAAACAUUUUUGA